AUGACUAAAAAAAGGACAGUGGAUCAAAAAUUGCCUAUUUAAUAUAAUGAAAUUAGAUGGACUGAUGAUGGGGUGAUAAUCUGGAAUUAUUAGAAGGCAAAGUAAGAUAUUAAAAUUUAUAUACAUAUAGGUAUGAAUAAUUAUUUAUGGCUAAUAUAAGCAAAACGCAAUUACAUGCUUAUAUUGAAUGA
Paramecium octaurelia is the source of this 191-nucleotide messenger RNA. The record is from the annotation of a GenBank genome assembly. NCBI's taxonomy places the organism in Eukaryota, Ciliophora, Oligohymenophorea, Peniculida, Parameciidae.